Molecule: messenger RNA, 1025 nt
Organism: Amoebophrya sp. A25
Lineage: Eukaryota; Dinophyceae; Syndiniales; Amoebophryaceae
Source: the annotation of a GenBank genome assembly
CUAAAGAGUGCAGGAGGUGGAAGAGACAGAUAGCGAUACCCAUAAGUAAGAACAGUAACCUCCAUUUGAAUUCAACAUCAACCUAAUCCUAACUAAAACAAAGUAUAAGUAGAGAAGCAACACGAAGAUGUCCUCAUUGUCAGCGUCCUCUUCGUCCGAGGUAGACACCAGUGGGUGGCUCACCUUCUAUCCCAACUACUGCAAUUCCGAAAAAACUGUGCCUGAGGGCCGUCGCAUCGGCAAAGCCACUGGUGUCGCUCAUCCUACCGCUUCCGAGAUGGCAGAAGCAGCCAAACAGUUGCAGCUUCCAGUCCAGCUGCAGAUGAACAAGGCUUAUUCUCGCGACUGGCUAGUGCGAGGCCGUAUCAAAGUCCUAUUGAAGAAGGAGAAUGGGACUCUGGUGAACAGUGGGAUUCGAACGAAGCGGGAUUUUCUGAAGCAAGUGUGCAAAAUCAUUCCGACACUGAAAACGCGGACUGGCGCAGCGACGGCACCAGUAGAUCCAGUGAUGGCACUGUGCAAUCAAAUCGCAGCAGAAGCAGGACCUGCGCAACCAAAGAAAAACGCGGAAAAAGACGCAAAGAAGAAGAAAAAGAAGUAAGAGCCGUACUAGUACUUCUAGUUGUGCUAAGUUGUGUAAGACGACGAGUACUACUUCUAGUUCUUGUGUAAGACACGAGGAAAUUGAAAUAGUACUAGCAGACAACUACUGGUACUGCGAGGACAUGAACGUGAUAAAAAUGCGGUGGAGAAGUCCGAGAGGACGAGUAGGGCAACACCAGCUCGUUGCAGCGCUCCUGAAAACGAGCAACUCAGGGAAGACGUAUCGCUGUCUCUUUCCUCAUUUUCAUCAUUUGAUCAUGAUCUCAACCCCAGAACCACAAGACAGUCCCCCCUCACCUUGACCUUCCGAUGGACCACAAACCCCCAAACGUGUCAACUUCCGUUCCACGUCUUCUGUUUAGAUGAUGGCGCAAGGAUACUGAAAAGAGAGUCUAACUAACUAUCCAGUAACUCAGAUCCAC